GGAACAGUAGCGUCCUGUCUAAAAUAUUGCGAUAAUAAAACGAAUCUACUCGCCACUGCUUCCAAAAAGUUUUCUUCUUUUUUAAAGUGGACUUGUCCGAGACGCGUUUUGGUCAUCUACGCAUAUGCGCCAAGUUCUUGUUUUCUUAUUUUACGAAAAUGGGAGCCUCAAAGCCAAUUUUCCGAGAUUUGAACGCAGAAGAUCCUGAACCAGAAGCAACGGAAAUAGAAUCUUUAUGUGUAAACUGUCAUGCUAAUGGCAUAACAAGACUUCUGUUAACGAAAAUUCCGUUUUACAAAGAGGUGGUUUUAAUGUCAUUCUCAUGUGAACAGUGUGGAUUUGAGAACAACGAAAUCCAAUCGGGUGCUGCUAUUAGCCCUGAAGGAGUUAAAAUUAAUUUACGUGUGGAAACACAAGCUGAUUUAAAUAGGCAAUUAGUGAAAAGUGAUUAUACUAGUAUUAAAAUUGUUGAACUUGACUUUGAGAUACCUCCAAAAAGUCAGAAAGGAGAAGUAACGACCGUUGAGGGAGUUAUUAAUCGAAGCAUAGCGGGGUUGCAACAAGACCAAGUUGCUAGAAGGAUUCAGCAUCCUGAAACGGCCGCCCAAAUUGAUGAAUUUAUUCAAAAACUAGAAAAACUUAAAGAUUUAAAUUCUCCAUUUACAUUAAUUUUAGAAGACAUUUCUGGCAACAGCUUUAUAGAAAACCCUCAAGCACCUAAGAAAGACCGCAACUGCACCACCCACUUUUUCAAACGAACUAAAGAACAAGACCAUGAACUGGGUAUUUUUACUCCUGCUGAAGUUGGUAACGAAAACAGCAGUGGAAUUCUACACCGCAUCCCUGAAAACGAAUUUACUCUUGAAGAUCUUGAAGGUGAAGUUUUGCAGUUUCCCACAAAUUGCUCCAAUUGCAAUUCCCCUUGUCAGACUAAUAUGAAAAUGACUAAAAUUCCGCAUUUUAAAGAAGUAGUAAUAAUGGCAACAAGUUGUGAUACUUGUGGCCAUAGAACUAAUGAAGUAAAAUCAGGAGGUGGGAUUGAACCCUUUGGAGUCCACAUUGAAGUGCUUGUUAACGGCCGAGAAGACUUCUCCCGCGAUGUUUUAAAAUCUGAAACAUGCAGCUUACAAAUUCCUGAGUUAGAGUUAGAAGUGGGUCCCCAUGCUUUAGGAGGAAGAUUUACAACAGUUGAGGGAUUGCUAGUAGCCAUCAAAGAACAGUUGGAUAAUCCUAAUUUCUCGCAUAUGUUUGGGGAUUCACAGACGGCGGAAUCUAAAGGACGCUUGGAGGAAUUUUUCAAACGCCUUCAGGAAGUUUUGGAUGGGAAGUUUAAAAUUACGGUAGUUUUGGAUGACCCAGCGGGAAACAGCUAUAUACAGAGCCUGGAUGAUGAGAAUAAGGGGCUAAAAAUAACGAAAUAUGAAAGAACGUUUGAGCAAAAUGAAGAGUUAGGUUUAAAUGACAUGAAAACGGAAAAUUAUACAAGUGAUUAGGAUGUAAAUAGUUUAUCUUAUGUUCUCCGUCAAGUUUUUUCAAAUUUGGUAGCCGUUUGAUUGCUUCAAGUUUCCAUAUUGACUCUUCCAUACUUUCAUAUAGUGGAUUUCCUACAUUAAUGAUGCAUUUUCAGAGAAAAUUAUUUGUAUUUUUUAUUUAGUUAUUUACCAACAAAAAGCAAGUCUUCCAAACUUGGCAGUUCUUGCAAUUUCAUAAACUCACUCCAUUCCUUGACCAUAUUAUUACUCAUGUAUAAAACCUUCAGUUUUUUUAAAACAUGUACUCCUUUCAUUUUUUCAAUAAAAUUAUAAGA
Tribolium madens (black flour beetle) is the source of this 1807-nucleotide messenger RNA. RefSeq names its product zinc finger protein ZPR1 (gene Zpr1). Gene Ontology annotation, cellular component: cytoplasm; nucleus. Lineage: Eukaryota; Metazoa; Arthropoda; Insecta; Coleoptera; Tenebrionidae. The coding region runs from base 159 to 1493 and encodes 444 amino acids. The record is from RefSeq and is a predicted model, not a curated record. The transcript is spliced from 7 exons. Gene Ontology annotation, molecular function: zinc ion binding.